AUGAGUGGCCUCAGCAAUGUUGUUAAAGGGGGCUGGCAUCCCAAAGGAAAAGAAGGAAGCAAAGAAAGUUGGCGCGGUGACUUCAAGGGCAUCAAUCAAGUGGCGGGAUGGAUGGGCAAGGGCAAGGACCCCAGCUCCGAGAAAAGUGAACAUGUCUCCCAACCUUUGUCGUCUCUCAAGGACCCCGCGUCCUUUGCACCACCCCCGAAGCAUAUUAAUUACCAUGGCGCGGCCGCGGUGAACGAGACAAUCCCGGACCGACGAGGUCUAGGGGCCCCUAUGUCCCACGAGCAGAUCGAAGAACAAAACACUCGUCAUCGACAAAUGGUUGAAGCAGAGGAAGAGGAAGCUCAGAAGCCAAAGUCGCCUCCGGUGCCGUAUCGCGCGAACACAACUGGGCUAUCUACAACCAACCUGCCUCCACCUCCAGUCCGACGCCUCGACUCACCGACUUCUGCUCCUUCCGUAGGCGCAAAGCCGACCGUCGUGAAGCCAAAGCCUCAGCUGCCUCCCCGACUCCCUCCACGGAAUCAGUCGCUUUCCCAAAAUCUAUCCCCCCCGCCGCCAUACGCUGCUGUUACGCCAUCGCCUUCCCAGGGAUAUGUGAAUCAGGAGGCAGCGUCCCGCCUCGCUAACGCUGGGGUCUCAGUCCCGGAAAUCGGUAUCGGAGGAACGAGUGGAACUUCUUCAACAACACAAGCCAACGACUCACCUGUCCAAGAUUUGCAGACUCACUUCUCGCAGAUGCGCACCGAUUCAGGCUCUCCCAACAAGGGACCCCCUCCGCCAGUUCCAGCCCCGCGUCCGGCGAAUUCAGCGGACUUCCUUCCACCAGCUCCGGGAUUCCGCGACCGACAUGCCGACACAAUUGAUGCAGGGAAGAAGAAAUGGGGUGGAGUGACGUCGCGCUUCAACACUUUUGUUGAAGACCGUAAGUUUUCGGCCAAUGCGAACAAACGGAUUCCUCGACCGCCCGGGCCAAAUCCACCUGUAAGGGCACCAGCACCUGCGCCAGCAGCACCGGCGCCGCCGAACUCUUCAUCUUCAUCUACCCUGGAGACCCAAGCGCGUAAAAAGCCACCACCACCCCCUCCCAAACGAGCGGAGAUGCGUGCUGCACCAACGAUGCCCGGUGCUUUCCCUGAGCCUGAGUCGUCGUCAGUCCCGCCACCGCCUGUACCUCAUAACACCAAACCCCGCUGA
Penicillium longicatenatum is the source of this 1203-nucleotide messenger RNA. RefSeq lists its product as uncharacterized. The record is from RefSeq and is a predicted model, not a curated record. The transcript has 2 exons. NCBI's taxonomy places the organism in Eukaryota, Fungi, Ascomycota, Eurotiomycetes, Eurotiales, Aspergillaceae. Bases 1 to 1203 code for a protein of 400 amino acids.